AAAUAAGUGUUUUCAGGUAAACUGAACCUGAUUUGAUACAGUUUGACUCAUACUAAUAAAUACCUAGAGUAGAUUGUGUUUCCAACAUUUGACGAUAGUGCUUGAAGUUUAAGACAACAUACCCUGUUUUUGAAGAAAUCAAAAUGCUCUUCCAAGGCAUUGUGGUGAGCAGUGAAGGGAUGACCCCCUUACCAAACCUAGCUUGCCACCUUAUGCAUAAGUGAUGUUAUUUUAAUUUUUCUUCAGGUGAAAGUGGUGGCACGAAAUUACUUUUUGUACAGGGUAUUGAAAUUAAUCAAGGUGCAGAAAAUGGUCCAAAUCUGCCUAUGCCUCAGGGUCAAAAGAAUAGAAAAGAUUGUGGCUAGAAGGUGGUAUUUCACUAGAUUCUAUUGCGUUCGAUAUUUAAUAAGCAGAGAUAACCUAUUGUACCUGAUAGAGGUACCCAGAAUACUAUCAUUUAUUUGCUACACAUUCGUCUGCGGACAUUGUUAAGAAGCUAUCUGAAGUGGGCCCCACUUUUGAGGGAAGAAAGGGUCUCAUCGAUGAUUCAAGUGAAGGCCUUACUGUUAAGGCAAGUAAGGGCCUUACUGUUGGCGUUGAGUCCGGUAGCACACAUGUACCCUUCAUGUUGAGUUCCAACAACAUGCCAGCUUCUAAGAUGUUAUUACCUUCACCUGGGUUUGGUCUGCCUGAUUCAGAUCCUAUUCUGAUGCCUUCACAAGAUUCACGGCUUCCUGUGGGUACAAUCAGAAGUGAAGUUGGGAGUCAACGAAGUUGUGUUGACCAAAUUACUGCAACCCCCCAUGAGAUCAAGUCACUUACAUCUGGUUCUGAGGUUGGAAACUCCACCUUGCAAGGCAAAGCAGCAUCUUUUCAUGUUCCCUUUUCCAUCCCGAAGCCUUCUUCAAACUAUAAUGAUAGGCCGCAACAAGCAAUUGGGCCACAAAAAGGUAUUAUCAAGCUUAACUUAGAAUUUGCAAACUCGGAUGAUUUUCUUAUUUGAGGAAAACAGAAAAAUCUAUCAUAUUAAGAAAGAGA
This is a messenger RNA of Erigeron canadensis, 1038 nucleotides long. RefSeq lists its product as uncharacterized. Bases 626 to 1003 code for a protein of 125 amino acids. NCBI's taxonomy places the organism in Eukaryota, Viridiplantae, Streptophyta, Magnoliopsida, Asterales, Asteraceae. The transcript has 2 exons. The record is from RefSeq and is a predicted model, not a curated record.